ACAUUAGCCUCUGGUCAUCAAAUAGCAAAACCCAAAACAACAGCAGACGGUAUCUUCCAAGUGUCUGCUCGGGACACGGCUUCAGCCCUCUGUGGUCCCCUCUCCCCGGGGGCUUUGGGAUUCUUGUCAAGCUCCUUCAAGAGCCUGCAAGCACUUAACCAGCCACCCAGAGUUCCCCCACUGAAGAUCUGAGCAUGACCCGGGACGAGGCACUGCUGGACUCUCAUUCUGCACAGAACUUCUAUGAGAAUUAUGAGCCCAAAGAGAUCCUGGGCAGGGGCAUUAGCAGUGUGGUCAGGCGAUGCAUCCACAAGCCCACAAGCCAGGAGUAUGCCGUGAAGGUCAUCGACGUCACCGGUGGAGGCAGCUUCAGCCCGGAGGAGGUGCGGGAGCUGCGAGAAGCCACGCUGAAGGAGGUGGACAUCCUGCGCAAGGUCUCAGGGCACCCCAACAUCAUACAGCUGAAGGACACUUAUGAGACCAACACUUUCUUCUUCUUGGUGUUUGACCUUAUGAAGAGAGGGGAGCUCUUUGACUAUCUCACUGAGAAGGUCACCUUGAGUGAGAAGGAAACCAGAAAGAUCAUGCGAGCUCUGCUGGAGGUGAUCUGCACCUUGCACAAACUCAACAUCGUGCACCGGGACCUGAAGCCCGAGAACAUUCUCUUGGAUGACAACAUGAACAUCAAACUCACAGACUUUGGCUUUUCCUGCCAGCUGGAGCCGGGAGAGAGGCUGCGAGAGGUCUGUGGGACCCCCAGUUACCUGGCCCCUGAGAUUAUCGAGUGCUCCAUGAAUGAGGACCACCCAGGCUACGGGAAAGAGGUGGACAUGUGGAGCACUGGCGUCAUCAUGUACACGCUGCUGGCCGGCUCCCCGCCCUUCUGGCACCGGAAGCAGAGGCGGAUGCUGAGGAUGCUCAUGAGCGGCAACUACCAGUUUGGCGCGCCCGAGUGGGAUGAUUACUCGGACACCGUGAAGGACCUGGUCUCCCGAUUCCUAGUGGUGCAACCCCAGAACCGCUACACAGCGGAAGAGGCCUUGGCACACCCCUUCUUCCAGCAGUACGUGGUAGAGGAAGUGCGGCACUUCAGCCCCCGGGGGAAGUUCAAGGUGAUCGCUCUCACCGUGCUGGCUUCAGUGCGGAUCUACUACCAGUACCGCCGGGUGAAGCCGGUGACCCGGGAGAUCGUCAUCCGAGACCCCUACGCCCUCCGGCCUCUGCGCCGGCUCAUCGACGCCUACGCUUUCCGAAUCUAUGGCCACUGGGUGAAGAAGGGGCAGCAGCAGAACCGGGCUGCCCUUUUCGAGAACACACCCAAGGCCGUGCUCCUCUCCCUAGCCGAGGAGGACUACUGAGGGGCUGGCCAGUCAGGGAGGGCUGGGGGGCAGGUGGGGAGGGGAAGCCACGGAAAUACAAAUCAAA
Nomascus leucogenys (northern white-cheeked gibbon) is the source of this 1425-nucleotide messenger RNA. RefSeq names its product phosphorylase kinase catalytic subunit gamma 1. Gene Ontology annotation, cellular component: phosphorylase kinase complex. Lineage: Eukaryota; Metazoa; Chordata; Mammalia; Primates; Hylobatidae. Gene Ontology annotation, molecular function: calmodulin binding; phosphorylase kinase activity; ATP binding. The record is from RefSeq and is a predicted model, not a curated record. Gene Ontology annotation, biological process: glycogen biosynthetic process; protein phosphorylation.